AUGAGCGCGUCGCUGAAUUGGCACAAAUGGCUAGUGUUGUCGCUGCUCGGAUUGGCUUUGUCCGCCCGGCCAAUUGGCUGCGAUUACAGUUCCAUCACCGAGAAAUUUGGAGCGGAAGCCGUUGCUCGUUGCAAUGAAAAAUGCCCAUUCCAGAAUCGAACGGGUGACGGUCAUUUUGACGUGAAUUGUGCAUCCGAGUGCAGUGUGGAACAGUGUGCAAUUGGAUGCAGCCUUUGGAAAGAAGGGUUGGAAAAUUCCUGUCAGGCUGUUUGCAAUGUCACAUCGGAAUCAACUUUUUCCCGAGAGCUUUACUGCGUUAUGGGAUGCAAUGAAGCUCUUAACACGUACUUUCAAAUGUUGAGAGAGUUGAUCGGCAUCCCACCUGCGCCGGCUCUGGUAGCAGACAGCCUCACUGCCUCCUCUCUCUCGUUAGUGUGGGAGGCACCCACGCUGGGCAAUCUUAGCUACCUAGUGCAAUGGCGAUAUGUGGAGCUCCCGGGCACCUGGCAAUACUAUUCCAACACGAGCCACUCUGAUCGAUCCAUAAUACACGUUGAAAACCUGCGCCCCUACACCAAAUACAGGUUUCGUGUGGCAAUAUUCUUGUCUGGGCGCGGUGGUCCUGGGGAGCCGGUGUACUCUGCACCGUCAGUGGUGAUAUCAACUCAAGAAAGUGGUAAACCGAGCUCAGCUCCAUCUUCUUUACGCGCGGCUGCUCCCGACCCAGGCAGGGUGGCUAUAUCCUGGGAACCGGGGUCAUUUCCCAACGGACCUCUCAUAUCCUAUGUGCUGAGGCUGACUGAUACCCAUACUAAAACAAUCGACGCUUUAGAGGACAUGCCGGCAUCAAACAACACAUUGUUUUACAUGUUCCAAAAUUUAGCACCUGCCCGAGAAUACGAAGUUUCCGUGACAAUGCGCAACGCAGUGGGAGAAGGCCCUCGAGCCAUUGUUAGAAUAUCAACUCCACCUCUACCAUCACCUGCUCCCAGUCAACAACCUAUCCUAAUUCUGCAAGGCGAACAGAAUAUUUUUGCAGCACUGGCCAAUGAUAUGCUUUCUGAACCUGUAGAGUUGUAUAGUAGCGAACAUACUAUAACUGGUGUUGGUCUAGAUGUGUCAAGUGACUCUCUAUUCGUGUCAGUUUCUAAUGGUUUCGUAUUUAGAAGUUCCCUAUCAAAGAAGAGUAAGUCGGAAGCGAUCUUUGUCCCAGGAAUUAUUCCAUGUCAACCUCUAGACUUAUCAGUGGACUGGUUAAAUAGUCACUUGUAUAUUCUCGGUGAGAUUACUUACGUGGUGGAAAGUUCAAAUCCAGCUACAGAGAUAGUAUCUAAAUGGGAGAUAAUACGAUGUGAUUUUGAUGGAAAAAAUAUAAUUGUAGCAUAUUCAGGUUUUAACGUCCGCCCUAUACAUUUUGAAGUGGACGCAUAUAACGGAUAUUUGUUUUGGGCUCUACGAGGUGGCGACCGGGGAGGAUUGUACAGACUUGAUUUAGCAAAUAUUUCAAAUGGAGUUCGCCACGAAUCACCUCCUGAACUCAUCGUAAGAGAUGCUUACUUGGGUGCUUUUACUGUAGACCAUGCGGAUUUUAGGCUACUAGUUGCACAUCUCAAACGAAAUACUGUUCUAGCAGUAUCUUUAGACGGGCGUGAAGUUACCGACUUUCGCAGUAACACUCAAACUCCCAUGUUCAUGUCUACUCGUUCGAUCGCAUAUGCAGGCGGCCUUUUUUAUUGGACGAACGGUCGCGAAAUGUUGACAGAAGAAUAUCAUGCACAAAGCGAUAGCUACUUUCAUAAUGAAUAUCCUUUAGCGUAUAAUACUAAAAUAAUUGCGACGAAGCAAGUCCUUGUCGCACUGAGGAGUUGUCAGCCAAUUCCGGUACCUGUAAAUCCACCAAUAGCAGUACAGAGUGUGAUGGGAAUAAAUCGAGCGAAGGUCACGUGGUCGCCGCCCCAUCUUCUUGGGCAUCAGGGUAGCGGCGCGUGGCAACAAUGGACAUUUCACCUGCAGUUAAUACAUGCAACUUCUGCAGAAAUUAUUAACAUCAAAAAUAUUACCGAGUCUACUUAUGUCGUUGAGCAUCUCGAACAGGAUACGCUAUAUACUAUCAAAGUAGCGGCAGUGACUUCAUCUGGCUCUGGUCCUUGGUCAACGGAGUUCAUUGGUAAAACAUUAGCAUCAUCGCCUACAAAUCUGCAUAGCACUUUGCUAUGGUCAGGACCUGAUGGACUCCUGCAAACUGAUCUCACUGGUGAUAAUUUACAAACGUUGAUACACAGAGCGCACCUGAAAAACUUUCACAUAACGGAUAUAUCAUGGUAUCGUGAUAAACUUUAUUUAGUAACAAAUCAAUCUACAGUUAUGUGGUACAACACGACGUCGAAUAUAAUUGGGAUGAUGCCUAAUAUGGAUAAUGUUGGCAGUUUAGCUGUAGACUGGGUUGGCAAAAAGAUAUAUUGGUCCAACCCUAAGCAACAAUUGAUUACUCGAGGAAAUUUCGAUGGUAGUAAUCGGGAACCAGUACCAAUUGUUACUGUUGCAAAAGAACUAACGAUCGAUUCACUUGAAGCUUACAUAUACUGGAACACUGGGCAUGCCGUCGAAGCUGCUAAAUUGAAUGGCGAGAAUAAAAUGGUAUAUUACCCAGCACAGCUGUUUAGUGGAAAACAAGUGAUGGGUCUUACAGCUGAUCUAGAAAAGAAAUGGGUUUACUGGCUAGUGAGAAGCUAUGAUGGAUCUGAAUUACAUAGAGCACCAACUGCUGAUCAAAUAGUAUAUGGAGCUAACGAGAUAACUGGAUCCUUGGUUACUCGUUUGGCUGGUACUGCAACAUUAGGUCCACUGUGUUAUUUUAGCGGUCGAUUGGUUUGGGUUCAAGAUGCUUCGCGGGCUGUGGUAUCAGACUUAGCCGGACGCUAUACCGCGGAGCUAAUACCCCGAGUUCACAUCAUCGCCGUCCGAGAUCCUACAUUGCAUGCCAAUAGUGAGACUUUGAUUGCAAUCCCGGAAACGAUCGACGCGUCAUCUAUCGCUGUUGUAGGCGAUUGGGACAGUUUCAACGUGACGUGGGCUCCCGCCACACGCAUCAAUAUUAAUAACAGCCGCGUCUACUACGACGUCAGCCUCAACUUUCCGGGGCAGACCAAAAUUGAGCGCACUGUAGAGGAGCCGUGGGUGACAGUGCAAGCGGGAGUAUCGCCAUACAGCACGCUGCAAGUAUCAGUGCGGGCGCACACGGCGUGGGGUGGCGGUGCCCCGGCUAGGGCCACCGCGCGCUCGCCGCAAGCUCCACCCGCGCCACCGAGGAAGCCACGCGUCUACGUUCAGCCUCACACCAGCGGCGGCUCACUGUCGGCAAUAUUCCGAUGGGACUCUCCGUCUCGAGCCAAUGGCAUCAUUCGAGGAUACGAAGCUCAGUGCUGGGUGCGGUCGUCUGUGGCUGGCUCGCUUAAACCCACCGCGAAGCCCUCCGCGUGUGCAGACGCUCGUCUCUCCCCCACUCAUACGCAACUGAUGCUCAGGGAUUUAGCACCUACGUCCAUUUAUUACUUCAGGGUUCGGGCUUACACUGAUGCUGGCUUUAGUUUAUACUCCGAAGAAGUAUCAUCUUCGUCAGAUGAAAUUAACCCAAUCCCGAAAGUAAUAGUGUCAUCCCAAGAAUCCAUCAGAGUCGUGGAUUUAGAUUCUGAAGAGAGCGAAACGAUACCGAAGAGUAUGGGUAUACCUAUUGAUUUUGCCGUCUCGAUCGAAGAGAACAUCGUUUACUGGGUUAACCAUUUGGAAGAAAUCUUUUCUUCCAGGAUCAACGGUAGUGGGCAUUACAAACUUACAUCUAUCAAUGGUUCUGCUACAAGUAUAACUUUAGAUUGGGUAGGCCGUUCUGUCUACUGGACACAGUUAGAAAUGACCUCUUCAGAAUCUUACGUUACAUAUCGUGCUGAUUUAGGGAUGAGUAAUAAAAGACCGCAUAUAAAUCGUGUGUUCGCAAGAAGGCAACCAAUAUACAGUCUCCAAAUAGAACCAUUGCAAAGGUCAUUAUUUUGGUAUGAAGAAAGCAGUCAUCCAGGCUUGGGAACACUCAUGACAUCUAAUAUAAAUGGUUCCGAUAUAAGGACUUUCUUUAAUAAAACUAAUAAUCCUUCGGAAAAAAACUGUAACUGUCCUGAAAAUCCUCAAGUUGCUAAAUCUUUUGUUAUCGAUGUGUCAUCUUCAAAUCAAGAACUUUAUUGGAUCGAUCCUUGGGUACAUCAAAUAUUAGCAGCAGAUAUGAAUGGAUGUAAAUGCAGAGUGGCUGUCGACGCCACCGAAAAGAAAAAGUAUGGUUUUAUGCCGAUGUCGAUAACCGUUGACAGCAAAUAUGUAUAUUGGUUCAAUUCUACAGAAAAAGAAAUAUUCUAUGCUGUUAAAAGUAAGAAACAAAAAAUAGAACACGCCAAAACAUCUCACGGAUAUAAAAUAAUGGCUAUUGAUCCAGCAAAUCAACCGUAUCCCCCUCGGAAUUGCCUAUAUCCUAAAUCUCAGCACUUAGAGCCAAAAGUGUUGUCAAAUUCUGCCUACAGUUUGACUCUACAAAUGCCUUUAAUGCAAAAACCCCAAAAUUGUCGCCAUUUAGAGUAUGAAAUGACAGCUACAGAAUAUACACUAUACUAUCGUGCACAGUCUGAAAACAAUCAGACUGCUGAAUGCAAUAAGGACACUUGUUCGUAUAUUACUACCACAAGAUCGGAAGUAAUUCUCGAUGAAUUGAAACCAUUCACAAAGUACACUGUGAUGAUAUCAGCGACCAACUUUUACGCAAAGCUUCACGAAAUUAAGCCAGUAGUUGGUGUACCAGUAUCAUUACAAACAGCUGCUGAAGCGCCCACUGCUCCGAAGAAUGUAACGGUAAUAGCGCUUAGUCCUGUACAAGCACGAGUAGAAUGGAUUCCUGAUCCUGGACUUAAAUAUGAAGUACAUUGGCGAACAAAUGACUCCACAUCUUCUCCGCAUAGAUAUAAAGAGCAUAGCACGUUGGUAGUAUCGUCCGGGGGUAGCGUGGUGGUAUCGCGGCUGUCGGCGGGCACGGUAUACGCGGUAUGGGUGCGCGCGCGGUCAGUGCACAGCACCCAGCCAGCGGACAGCGCGCCGCUGCGGCUGGCCACCUACCCCGCACCCGCGCCGAUGCAGCUGCGCCACCGCGCCGCAUACCGCCUGCGGCUAGCUUGGCCGCCGCCCCUCACGUACACCUUGUACAGACACAAAGUGGAGUACACUGAGGCCAGCAUGACGAAUGGCACUUGGCGGGAGUGUGCCAACCGCGGCGACGACGAGUGGACCGCAAACGGCCUGCGCCCGCACAAGGGGUACCGCUUCCGGCUGCACCUUCAGUAUGUGAAGGACGCGCCACCCUACUACUGGCCUGAGGACGACAGAUUCGUUUACGAAACAUUAGGUGACGUGCCAUCCGCACCCGACCCCCUUCUCGUUGAAGCGGUAGAGGAGCGCGUUUUACGCUUGUUUUGGUCGGAACCAGAUAAUCGAGGAUCAACCAUCAGCAUGUAUCGCGUCUGGGGUCGCCCAUUACACAGGCAAGUCAAUUACAUGAACAACUCUAAUAAUAUUAGUGAAUUGCUAUCUACGCUGCCAUCUGAUAUGCCCAACGAUAUGAAGCGACAGAUUCUGAGUGACGGUUUAGAACUACUUCAUAAUGGAACAGACACGUACUGGUUGAUCGGAGCGGGCCAAGUGUCGGAGGGGUACGUGGCCCGCGUGCAGGCGCGCAACAGCUACGGCUGGGGACAGCUCUCGGGAGCGGCGGAGUUGCGAGCCGCGAGGGCGCAAGCGACGCGCCCGCACCACGCCGCGCUGGCUGUCGCUGGCGCAGCGCUCGCCGUGCUGCUGCUAGCCGGCGCCGCUCUCGUGCUAUGCGCAUAUAAUAACCGAACGAAGAAAAAAGCUGCUAAAGAUAACCAAAUCCAAACCGCUGUGAUACGUAGAGGCUCCGACAUGGAAUUGGCUACCCUGAGGCAACUCCCGAUCAGACAUUCCACUAACAUACUUUAUAAUCAGGGCGUACACUGUCCCACUGAUGCGGAACUGGCGAGUUUACCUCACAUCCGUCGAGAGCAGAUCACGCUCACCAACUUCCUUGGCUCCGGUGCCUUCGGUGAGGUGUUUGAGGGCGUCGCGCGGUAUAUAAACGGUACCAGUGGCAGCACCAAAGUUGCAGUCAAGACAUUACGCAAAGGAGCGACGGAGCAAGAGAAGACUGAAUUCUUAAAAGAAGCCGCAUUGAUGUCCAACUUCAAGCACGAACACAUUCUGCGACUGUUAGGCGUAUGCCUGGACAAUGACCCAAACUACAUUAUCAUGGAGCUCAUGGAGGGUGGAGACUUACUCAGCUACCUCAGGAAGAAGAGAGUUUCACUGUACACACCCGAGUCGUUGACUCUCCUCGACCUGUUGAAUAUGUGCGUGGACGUAACGAAAGGCUGUCGUUACCUGGAAGAGAUGCACUUCGUCCACCGAGAUCUUGCUUGUCGCAACUGCCUGGUAGCUCACCGUUCCAACGGCCGCGUCGUCAAGAUCGGCGACUUUGGACUGGCCAGAGACAUUUAUAAGAAUGACUAUUACAGAAAGGAGGGUGAAGGUUUACUGCCAGUGCGGUGGAUGGCGGUAGAGUGCCUGAUAGACGGAGUGUUCUCUUGCCAAUCUGAUGUAUGGGCUUGGGGUGUACUGUGUUGGGAGGUGCUGUCGCUUGGCCAGCAACCGUACCCGGCGCGCACCAACCGCCAGGUGUUGAGCUACGUGCGCGACGGCGGCACGCCCGACUGCCCACCCAACUGCCCCUCCGCCUUCUACGAGCUGCUGCAGCGGUGCUGGAGCUACUCGGCGGAGGCGCGGCCGUCGUUCCGCGAGUGCCUGGAGGUGGUGACGUCACUGCGGGACCGCACCUCGCCCAACAUCCGCCUCACCGCCACGCCCGGCCACGCGCCCUACCUCACGCUGCUAGCCGACGAUGACGACUUACCGGAGCAUCAAAUGGAGCCUUCAAGGUUGCUGCCGGGCAGUACGCUAAAGUAUCUAGACUUGAUGCACGACAGCGACUCUGGAUCGGGCAUAGUAUGCGACGGCUACGAAAUCCCAAGGAGUCCAAUAACUUGCGCGCCUUUCUCUAGGCACAGUAUAGUAGGCGUCGCACCCAAUAGACUGAUUAAACCCCCGCUAUAUAGAACACAUUCGCUUCGUACCAACACGCGACCACCAAAUGCGACCAUACGUAGCUUACGAAAUGGAAUCGUGAAGCGAGCUUCUUUCUGCGACGGCAGUCAGAUUGGCGCGCUAACUCGCGACUCGCGACCCUGCUCGUCACGAGAAAUAGCACGACUCGACCCCAACUUCGAUAAACACAUUUUCAAGACUACAUUUUGA
This is a messenger RNA of Chilo suppressalis (striped riceborer), 7413 nucleotides long. The record is from the annotation of a GenBank genome assembly. Lineage: Eukaryota; Metazoa; Arthropoda; Insecta; Lepidoptera; Crambidae.